Messenger RNA from Bicyclus anynana (squinting bush brown), 667 nucleotides. RefSeq lists its product as uncharacterized. Lineage: Eukaryota; Metazoa; Arthropoda; Insecta; Lepidoptera; Nymphalidae. Bases 23 to 610 code for a protein of 195 amino acids. The transcript has 4 exons. The record is from RefSeq and is a predicted model, not a curated record.
AAGGUCCCUUUAAACAUUAUAGAUGGACAGCAUCAGCUGCAAGACAGAACAAGUUGAUUUUGAAGACCAAACAGAUGCAAAACAAGAACUUAAUACAGACAGUGAGUACAACUCGUCUGAUUUUGAAUUUAUUGAUGAAGAUCAAGCUUAUGUAUCUAACUUUAAAAUUACUGACGAAACGGAAGCUUGUACAUCUACUUUAAAACGAAAACUUGACCUUAAUACACUUUAUUUUAAUUGUAAGGAACAUUUAACGAAUAAUUUCGAUGAAGACUUAAUUAUUUCCGACUAUUUCAAAAGUUUACAGCCUGCAAUAAUUAAUAAUUAUGAUACAAGUUAUAGAGAUAGUCACAGAAUCCCUAACGAGGAAGAGUAUCUCGACCUUUUUGGAGAAAACUUUGCCCCAUAUCCACUGAGAAUUUUCGAAAAUAAAUCCAUUGGUUUUGUGACUCGUACGAAGAUGCAUUGUGGUGGAGUGGGUUUUGAUAUGGAAAUUGAUGAGGAGAACAUUACUCCGGAAGAACGUAAAGAAGCAAAGGAAUCUGCACAGCUAAUCAAUUCCAUGUACCCUGUAGAAAAUAUUCGAAGGCAUUCCAGGCGAACGCGAUGAGUUUUAUAAGUUAUACCUAUUAAUUUUGAAGCGAUUAAAUUUUCUAAAUAAAUUUCA